Mizuhopecten yessoensis (Yesso scallop) is the source of this 1508-nucleotide messenger RNA. RefSeq names its product mitochondrial pyruvate carrier 2-like. Gene Ontology annotation, molecular function: pyruvate transmembrane transporter activity. The transcript is spliced from 5 exons. The record is from RefSeq and is a predicted model, not a curated record. Lineage: Eukaryota; Metazoa; Mollusca; Bivalvia; Pectinida; Pectinidae. Gene Ontology annotation, cellular component: mitochondrial inner membrane. The coding region runs from base 212 to 589 and encodes 125 amino acids. Gene Ontology annotation, biological process: pyruvate import into mitochondria.
GGCUUAGACGGAAUUUUACCAAAAUUUUAUCUUUCUAUCAAUUGUAAGAUUACUAAACAAUUAGAAUAAUGAAAAUCGUACUGUAAUUAUGUUGUUUUUUUCAUCAUAAUUAUAUUUACCAAAUUUCAAUGAACUAUUCCGUGUUUUAAUAUAACAGAGGCAACCAUUCACAUUGGAGGCAAUCUGUAGAACGGUUGACAAAACAUCGGACAUGAAGGCACUGUCCAUUCUUUAUCGUUCAGCCGUUUCUUUGGGAGACAGGGUCGUUCCUGCACGUUUCGCUGAAACAUGGAACCACCCAGCAGGUCCAAAGACGAUAUUCUUCUGGGCUCCAUCGUUUAAAUGGGCCCUUGUUAUUGCUGGCAUUGGUGACAUUGCCCGUCCACCAGAGAAGCUCAGUCCGUUUCAGUCUGGGGCCUUAGCAGCCACAGGUAUUAUAUGGGCUAGAUAUUCUUUGGUUAUCAUCCCCAAGAAUUACAACCUGUUCUUUGUAAAUAUCUUCGUCGGUGCAACUGGUAUUCUGCAGCUCAGCAGAAUCUACACGUACAAUCAAUCUUUAAAAAAUAUGGACAAGGAUCUGCAGAAGUGAACCCUUUCAACAAGUGUGAUAGAGAUGAUACUCAAGAAAAUUGAAUCUCUUUUUUUCUUCUCUUAUUCCAGAUUGAAAAGAUUAUUUUAAACCAGUCCUUUUCAAACUUUUCGGGUUUUUUUUGUGGGCAUUCAAUCUAAAACUCUUAUAACGUCUUAAAGGUAGAAAGCUACCUACCUACGACUCCAUUUAGCUUAUUUGAAUCAAGUAUUUAAUUAAUUAUAUAUUUUACAGAUACAAAAUAUUGUACCUAACAUUGGAAAUGCUCAGUCAUUCUUUAUUAAGAGAUAAUGUUAAGUAACAAGUCACAGGUAUAAUGUUUAAGGUAUCUAAUUUAAGCUAGAAAGAGGUGUGGUUGUGUUGUGAGAGUAGAACAUUUCAUCAUGUUUUAGAACUACAGUGGAGCUUCCUUAAUCCAGCCAUUAAUGUUCCCAGUAAAAAUGACGAUAUAUACCAUAAAAUAUUGACUAUAUAUAUAUAGAACUGGAUGGAAUAAAGAGGCUCCAUUGUGUUAGAUCUAGAAGAUGCAACUAGUGAUAUUACUUUUUGCUCAACCGAUUUGUUUUGUUUUGAACGUUUUUUGAGGUUUCAAGAGUAGAUGCAGAAUAUGCUGUACAUUUCGUAAAUUUCAUCCCCAUGGAGUUGAUUAUUUUAACCCUCUUCUGUGAGUUUCCAGGAGAUUAACUCAUCCAUAGAAUCUCUGUGCUAAUGAAUGCUUGUAAGUAUAGAUAUUAUAUUGUUUCCUUUUUUCCACUGCACUUAUAAUCAUUUGGAUAGCUUUGUGUUAAGUUGUUGAGUUACAUUGUAUUAUUAAAGUGCUAAUUGUUAUAUUGAAUAUUUACUUUUUAAAAACAUAUUUAAAGAGAUAUAGUUAAUCAUAUAAAUAUUGCAAUGUGUUCAAUAAAAGGAACCCAAUAUG